AUGAAUCCUUACUGCAACUACGAUUCGAAAACAGGCAAAAUUGCUGAUUCUGAUUGCUAUUUUGAUUGUAUUUAUAGGAAUCAGUGCCAAAGCAAUAAGCUCGGUAAUGGAUUUUGCAAUCAAGAGUGUAACAGCUGGACUUGUGCCUAUGAUUUGGGCGAUUGUGGAAUAUGCUCUUCUAAUUGUAAAUUCUAUUUAGGCUAUGACAAAAUGCUUGGAAGCAGCUGCUAUUCUGCUUGUAAUACGGCUUCUUGCUACUAUGGACUUGGUCUUUGCCAAAACUGCAGCGAAAAUUGUACAGCAAACAUUCUUGGAGAUGGAAAAUGUGACCCAGCUUGUGAUGUUUCAAACUGUAACUAUGAUUUUGGAGACUGCGAAAAUUUUACAUGUGCUCCUGGGUGCCAUACUUAUAUGCUAAAUAAUACUGUAUGUGAUAAAAAUUUCAAUUAUAUAGUUAAACUGGCCAUAUGGAGGCAAGCUCGCUAGCAUUUGCCUUGUAUCAGCUCUAAAAUAGCAGCCACCAUCGUUUCACAAGAUAGGUGGGGGAAUGGAAGGUUGCCAUUUUGGAUUUCAGACCUGAACCACCUGCCCAAAGGGUCGACUCCUAGGGCAGAGCCACCGCCUGUAGAGUGCCCCGGUGAUUCCGACAAGGGAAGACAUAUGUAGUAUAUAAAGCCUGUCUAGCCCAUUUGUCAGGAGCAGUAAAACCCUCAGGGAGAAACAAAACAUCCCUAUUUGGCAAGACAUCCCCUAGCAUGAAGGCCUACUUCAAAAGGGAUAGAGGCCCUAUUUUCAGCUUCAUAAGGAUGGAUCCUAUAGGGAGUGCACCUCGGAGACCAUUUCCGUCAACAUCACCAUUUUAUUUCUGUAUGUGAUAAGGAAUGCUAUAAUGAAGAAUGCGGAUGAGAUUUGACUGACUGUGACUGCAGCCCAGGAUGUAGCUCAGAUUUACUUACUCCCUCCCUCCGUGAGCGAACAAAAAUAUCCUGUUAGCUCACAGAGUGGAGUUAAUUUUUUUUCGAAAAAAUUUAUAUAUAAAUUUUAUAGUCAAUUUUUUUUUCUAAAAAAAUCCUACUUCACAAAAAUUGGAAGGCAAAAUAUUAAUUUAACUUGCAAAAUUUAUGUUUAAAUUUCAUUAUACUAAUCAUCACUUAUAUUUCAAAUUUUUUCUAUUAAAAAGAUUUUUGUUCGCUUACGGAGGAUGGGUUUUUGGGCAAAAAAUAGGGAUUUUUCUAAUAGUUAUGCUCGCUCACGGAGGGAGGAGUUAAUAAUAAUGAUUGUGAUGCGCUUUGUAAUGUUUCUGAGUGCAAUUAUGAUAAUUAUGCUUGUGAGUGCUCAAAUGGAUGCAAAAGUGGGUAUAUUGGAGAUGGAACAUGCCAGCCUCAAUGCAAUAAUGCUAAUUGCAAUUGAGAUGGAGGAGACUGCCAGUGUACAUCUACCUGCAAUAUUAAUAAUUAUGGGCACUGCUCUGAAGGUUGCAUGGUUGUUGACUGUUUAUGAGACCAAAUCGGCUCAACUCCAAACCAAAGAUGCAAGAACACAAAUUUAUCAUUAUUUUAUAUGCGCUUACAGUUCAUGAGUUUAAAUUUUUCACAAGCCCCAAGCCUAAAGCAAUGCAAAACCGAAACUAAAUGCCAGACGAAAAAUUUGUUUAAUCCGAAUUUUUGUGACCCAAACUGCAAUAAUGAGUAUUGUGGGUUUUCUUCGUGCAGUUGUUCUCCUCAGAACCAAACUAAAUGCGCUGACCCGAAGUGCUUGAAGUGUUAUGGCAAUGAGAUGGGGGAUUGCUACGAGUGUGAUUCGUCAAUAUUGAAUAAUUAUCAGCUCUAUGGGUACUGUUUAGAUGAAUGCCCAUCAGGGUUCAAGCCUUUGCAUUUUUUGAAUGAGACUUGAAUUUGCAUUUUAAAGGCAGAAACCUCAAGCUUGGAAAACCCGGCGAUUUAUUAUGUGAACUGGAAUGUAUCUGAGACCUCCGGAGGUGAUGGAAGCAUGGCAAAGCCAUUUAAAUCCUUAUCAUUUGCAUUAGUAUCAAUAAUCGCGAAAUACUCAAUUCUUUAUCUUACCCCAGGGAUCCAUUAUUUAACUGAGGUAAAUGAAAUUUCUCCUAUUCAAAUAGGUACGCAAGGCAGCUUAAAACCAUAUAAUAUGCAAAUUAUUCGUCAAAAUCUUACAAUCACGACAACUGAUGGUUCAAUUGUAACUUUGAAGCCUUAUCUGAACAAAAAUAUAAUAACAAUAACACUGAAAAAUACUCUUUACAUGUCAAUUAGCAAUGUAAAUUUUGACUCUUUUCAGUGAAAAACAGAAAGUACGAAAUGUGGCUUACCAAGCAAUUUGUGCUCUUAUUGUCCUCAUGUUAUAAUAUAUAAAAAAAUGGAUGGAAAAUCGAUAUGCUCUCCUAUUUAAUGGAGCUGGCAAUCGAAAGGGGGUAACUAGGAAUUUGUUUAAGAAAGCAAGAUAUCCAGCCUUGUCUCUGCAUUCCAUCCAAGGAGGGAGCAGCAACACUGAAUGAUUAGUUAUCAACAAUUUCUGGAAAAGUUUACCUCAUGAAAAGGUGGAAAGGAUCUCUUAGUCCGCCCCUCUAUUAGAAAACAAAAACAUUGAAAAAAUCUCUAUUUUUUGGAUGAAAAUUUUAAUGGAAAAAUAUUUUGAUAUAUAAGUGAUAAUUAUCAUAAUGAAAUUUAUAGUUAAUUCUGUUAGAUUUAAAAUAUUUUGCAAUUAAAACAUAAUUUAGCAAAUUAAAUCAAUUAAAUUUUUAAAAAACAAAUUCAUUAAAAAUUUAUAUAUAAAUUUUAAAAAUCCUAAAUUAACCACUUCUUUAACUCCCCCCCCUCCGUGAUGAGUGAACAAAAAAAUUUUGUUGACUCACGGAGGGGAGUUAAUUUUUUUUUUUUCGAAGUUAAAAAAUUUAUAUAUAAAUUUUAUAAAAAAAGAAUUUUUUUUCGAAAUUAAAAAAUCCUAAUUUGCAAAAAUUGGGAAGCAAAUAUUAACUUAAUUUGUAAAAUUUAUGUUUUAAAAAGCAAUUCGUUUAAAAUUAAACAGAGUUAACUCUAGAUUUCAUUAUAAUAAUCAUUUAUAUAUUAAAUUUUUUUUUUCCAUACAAAAAUUUUUCUAUUAAAAAAUUUACGGAGGGUGGGUUUUUGGGCAAAAAAUAGGGAUUUUCUAAUGAUUUUGUUCACUCACGGGGGGGGGGAGUAAGUAAAACAAAAUUUUUUGGUUCGCUUACGGAGGGGAGGCUAGGUUAGGUUAUUAAAAUUAGGCUUUAGCCAUGUUGGUGACGCAGUUUUAAUCUUAAUUAAAUUAGAAGGCGUCUGCCGCUUCGAUUACGCAGUCACCAAGGACCCAAUACCAAUAUCUUAGGGUUCACCUGCUUUGCGCCGUAGUCGGCUUUAUCCACCGGGAUGUCUACUCCUCUCCUUGCGGCUUGAGUGUUGAGUGGGUGGGCUAUGGACUUCUGCGGCUUGCUGCUUGGGUUGACGAAAGUUGACCACUCAAAAAUCCCAAAAAAUGUAAUUUCUGGUGACCUCUCGGCAAAAGGGGAAAAUCCAGAUCCUGGGACGUAACGCCCAGUUUCACGCAAGGCAGUUGCUCGAUUGGACUAGGUAUUGCCUGUAGACUUCGCUGGGCUUGCCCUUUCCAAACCUGAACCUCUCCUUCCUCUCGAGGUAAAAUCCAUUCUAGUCCUUGAGCAUAGGCCAGGCUCUGCUCUGCAGAAUUGCUUGCCAUGGCAUUGUUGUUCAUUUCUGGAAUGGCAAAACCUUGCCGGAUAUAAUUAAAAUAUGUGCUCGGAAGCUGCUUGGCCGGAGGCCAUGCUAGGUGGAGAAGCCAUAUUUUAAUUAUUAUUGGUGACGCAGUCGCCAAAAGAUCUCCCGUACGGGAGGUUCAUCCGCUUUUCGACUCAAGCCCAGAGGGUCUUUCCAAAUGGAUGCCACUUCAGUUAUUUUCUGUCUCAUCAGUGGGGCCAUGAAUUUCUGCAGCCCUGCAGCAUGCGAUUGGCGUAGCUUGAUUUCAUGAAUCGGUUCCUUAGAAUCUGUGCAUUCGAUAGAUACAGGAAAAAGACAACUAUAGCCUGGUCCGAAACCCCAGUUUCUUGGUAGAGGAAUACUUGGCCCCAAAGUUGUUGAGCUCUUCCAUUUCCAAUCAAAGUAAAGCAGCCAAAACAUACCCAAAUGCACAUCUCUCUAGCCUGCUCUUGAUUUUAGACUCGGAGUCAUUACAUUAGUAAGACGGGCUCGCGCCCUUAAUUUUAACGCAAUCACCGAGGAUCUAUUGUGGGAUUCAACCGCUUUGCGACCUUCCUUUCGUCGGGUCUCCUCCUUGUUUCUUGUAAAAGACUCCAGUAUUGAGUGGGCAGUCUACAGGUUUGUGCGGCCUCCUGAUGCUGAGGGAAUACGAAGUCGGCAUUCCGAAAUUCUAAAAAAUGGAAUUUCUGGUAGCCUGUCGGCAAAAGGAUAAAGUCCAGAUCCUGGGACGUAACGCCCAGUUUCAUGCUAGGCAGUUGCCCGAUUGGCCUAUGUAUUACCUGUAGAUCUUGCUGGGCUUGCCCUUUCCAAAUCUGAACCUCCUUUCCUUGGAGGCAAAAACCAAUCUCGAAGUCGGACUUGGGCUAGGCUCUGCUAUCUGCAGAAUUGGUUACCAUAGCAUUGCUAUCCAUUUCAAGGCUAGAAAAACCUUGCCGGAUAUAAUUAAAAUAUAAGCCGAAGAUGAUGGCCGGAAGGCCAUACCUAGACUAAGACGCCAUAUUUUAAUUAUUUUUAGACUCGGAAUUUGUCCCAGUUCGCCGUGACCAGAGGUCUGGACUGCUUGGCCAAGAGGGCAAGUUGACACAUGUCUCCAUUUUAAUUUAAGGUAACAAAGAAUUUAAAAUAUUCAGAUAGCAAACUUAUUAAUAAUCUAACUUAAUGCCAAUAACUCAUGUUACGCAGAUUUUCGAUGGGAGUUAUGAAGAUGAUAGAGGCAAAACAACAACAGAGUUUUUAGACUCAGAAUUAUGCAAAGAAAAUUACGACUGAAAUUUAUUUGAAAUUCCUAAAAAUAGUCAUUUACUGCUGAAAAAUGUCAAUUUUACGAAUUGGAGGUUAGAAGAAAAUUCACUUAUUUACAGUUACGGAGGAGAUGUUGAGCUCGAAAAUGUGAAUUUUAGUAAUAUUCGGACUGCGCCUUUUGAAAACUCUAGCGUCAUAAUUUUCGCAGACUGUGGAUCAAAUACUUAUGAUUGCGGCAAUUUUUAUUAUAAUAUCGGAAAUGUAGAGAAGCUGAAUAACGGAUUUGAGUAUGACAGUUCCUUGGUAAUAAUGGGAUUCUUGGCAGCCAAGAGAGUCAAAAGUGUAAGUAUUACCAAUGUAAAUUUCAAAAACAAUUUUAUAUCAGAUCCUGCAGCUGAUGGUGCUGGAAGUUUGCUUUACUUACCCCCCCUCCUCCGUCAGCGAACAAAACCAUUAGAAAAAUUCCAUUUUUGCCCAAAAAACUCACCAUCCGUAAGAAUAUAAGUAAUAAUUAGUAAAUUAUAUCUGUUCUGUUUAAUUUUAAAAACAAAUUAAAUUAAUAUUUGCUCCCCAAUUUUUGCGCAUGGGAUUUUUUAAAUUUCGAAAAAAAAUUUAUAAUAAAAUUUAUAUAUAAAUUUUUUAAAAAAAAUUAACCCCUCAGUGAGCGAACAAGAUUUUUUGUUCGCUCACGGAGGGGAGGAAUUAGAAGCUUUCCGAACUCUUUUUAUUGGAAAUUGUGAAUUUUCUUACAAUUAUGCAGAGGAUGGAUUGAUUUUUAUAAGUGCCAGUAAUUUGGCAUUGAGUCAAGAAGUGAAUAUAUUCAAUGAAAUUAUUGAUUAUACAAUCGACCAUGUAACCAUUUCAGAAUCAAAAUUUUAUAACAAUAUAGGGAUUAAUUUUGGGAUUCUGUCAGCUAAUUAUCUAUGUGAGCUGCAAAAUUACAACCUAGCUGCCCUUGAAGUCUACAAUAAUUUGGUUGAAUAUGGCAGCUUGUUUUUUAUAAACAACACUAUCGUAAAAUCAGAAUAUUUAUACGGCGUCAUAUCAGCAGUUACUUCUAAUGGGAUCAGGGUAAUUGCCCACCAAAACCCUAGAUGAUUUAAUUGAGAAUCUACUGAUAUAUAUAGCAAUUAUUAUGGAGGCAGCGGGAUAAUUGAAUUCUAUAAGCUGGUAAACCUAGUUUUCAAUAAUCUCACAAUUAACUCAAACGGGGAUACAGGAAGCACUCAUUCAGAUAUCAAUGCUAAUACUAUUUUAAUUAACUCAUGGAUAAAUGAUCCAGAGAUUUAUAUGAAAAAUCAGCUAGUCGUUACAUCUUUAUACUGCGGCUCACUGUCUUUAUUUUCUUAUCUGACGAAUUUCACCCUGAAAAACUCUGAGAUUACCAAAAAUUACUGCUCAAUGGCACAACCAUCCUCGAUCUUUGAGAAUUCCAAUGCUGUCAAUUUGGAUAAUGUCACGUUUAGUUACAACUAUGGAUUUUCAGCAAAAUCUCCCACAGUUUUAUGCUUCAAUGAAGGAAAUCAGACUACAAUAAAUAAUUCCAAGUUUCUGAAUAACGAAAAUACUGCACAACCUGGGUAUGGCUUAGUUGCUUCAUCAGGAAGCACCCAGGUAUUAGAAGUCAAUUUCACACUUUUUUCAAAAAAUUCAGGGUAUUCAGGUGGAAUUUACUUUACUCCCCCCCCCCUCCGUGAGCGAACAAAAAAAAUUUUGUUCGCUCACGGAGGGGGGGGUAAUUUUUUUUUUUAAAAAAAAUUUUAUAUAUAAAUUUUAUAAAAAAAUAUUUUUUUCGAAAUUUAAAAAAAUCCUAAUUUGCAAAAAUUGGGAAGCAAAUAUUAAUUUUAAUUUGCAAAAUUUAUGUUUUAAAACGCAAUUUGUUUAAAAUUAAACAGAAUUAGCUCUAGAUUUCAUUAUACUAAUUAUCACUUAUAUAUCAAAAAUUUUUUUCCAUUAAAAUUUUUUCUAUUAAAAAAAUUUUUGUUCACUCACGGAGGGUGGGUUUUUGGUCAAAAAAUGGCGAUUUUUCUAAUGGUUUUGUUCGCUCACGGAGGGGGGGGGGGGAGUUAGUGGGAAAAUUUUAAAGCUUUAUAAUGACACUUUUGAGUAUAAUACAUCUCCUACGUAUGGUGCAGGAGUUUUUUCUAACCAAAUUAGCACAAAUAUGUUUAUUUAUGUAGACAAAUGCCUGUUUUAUAAUAACACUGCAAUUAAUGGCGCAGGAAUUUAUGUUGAAAAUGGGAUGAUUUCAAGCAAUGUGUAUUUAGAGAUAAAAAAUACAGACUUCAUUUCAAAUUCUGCUAUAUAUGGAGCAGGAAUGUAUGUUAGCUCUUAUACAGCAGUGGAUAAAAGCUCUUAUAUAGAGUCUUGCUUGUUUAAAGAAAAUUAUUCGAAGACUUCUGGUGCCCUUGCAGUUUUUUACCUAACUCCCCUUCUGUGAGUGAGCAAAAUAAUUUGCCUACUCACAAAGGAGAAAUUAAAAUUUCAAAAUAAAAAUUUGUUUUUCUAAAUUAAAAAAAAUUCUCAAUCAUAAAAAUUGGAAAUUAAUUUAAUUUGUAAAAUUAUGUUUCAGAAUUCAAGCUAUUUAAAAUCAGCAGAAUUAGCUAAGGAUCCCAUAAUAAUCAUCAUUUAUAUAUUUAAAUAUUUUUUCUAAAAAAUUUAUAUUAAAAUAAUUGUUUGUAAGCACAAUUUUUUUAUAAAAAGUAGCUCGCGCUACUCACGAAGGGAAUAAGUGGAAGUUUGAAAAUUAAAGAAUCUUACUUUAUAAAUAAUUCCGCAAAGCUUGGAGCAGCAAUAUACAUUGAAAUUGGAAGCUAUGUUGAAUUGUCGGGAACGCUAUAUGUGGAAGACUCUCAAUUUAUGCAUAAUAAAGGCUCAGCUUCUAUUUAUUCUGGAAAUCCGAAUGUUUAUUCCUAUAUUUUUACUAAUUCAUGCUUAUUUUCCAGUAAUGAAGGAUCAACUAUAGCUUUAGACUACGAUUAUUUAGAAGACAAUGGAUCUAUCUUUUAUAACAACACAUCAAAAUUUGCCACUGGGAUCAAAAUUUCUGAAUUUUCUUCAGUAAAUCUAACAAAUACUGUUUUUAAAGAAAAUUAUUCAUACUCUCAUGGAGGAUCUAUAGCAAUCAGCACUUCCUCUAAUUUAACAUGUGAUUUUUGCACUUUUCAGGAAAACUUCGCGCUAGACUCUGGGGGUGCAAUUUACAGUGAGCAAAAUUCAAAUUUUUAUAUUUCCCAUUCUAUUUUUAAAAAAAAUUCCUGCAAAAAUAGAGGAUCAACUAUUUAUUUAUUAGGCGCUUCAAAUCCUAUAUCAGAAUUAUAUAAUGUUACAAUACAUUUAAAUAAUGCUGGAAAUGAAGGAUCUAUAGCAUUGCUAGACUCAGCGAUAACCAUAAAUUCCUCUUCAAUGGCUGAAAAUAUAGCAAAUAUGAUCACGGGUGGCAUUUUGCUAACUCUUUCCUCGGCUAACAUAAUAAACUCUGAUUUUUAUUUGCAGGAUGGGGAGCAGGGAAGUUUUAUUUAUGCGACGACUCAAAGCACAGCGAAUAUAAAGAAUUCGUCAUUUGAGUAUGGAAAAAGCAGCAGUUCAGGGGGUGCCAUUUUUUCUACGUCAAGCAAUGUUAUAAUUAGCGGCAGUCAUUUUAGCCAUAAUUCGGCACUUUCUGGUGGAGGAGGAGCCAUAUGGUCAUUUUCGGGGAGUUUAUUGAAUAUUUCGAACAGCGAAUUUUUUUCGUCAUAUAGUAGCGAUUUGGGAGGAGUUAUUACAGGCUAUGAGAGCGAAUUAAAUAUAGAAAAUUCUUGAUUCGAAAGCUAUGAAAGCGGAGCUAUUUAUGGGGAAAAAAUGAUUAAUGCUUAUAUAUAUGAAACUAGCUUUCUAUAUGGAAAUUCAGAAAAUGGAGGUGCAUUUUCAUGUGUUGGGUGUAUAAAAAUGGAGAUUGAUAAAUGCAAUUUUAUUGAGAACUCUGCUGAAAUUGCAGGGGGAGCAUUAUAUCUUGCAACUACAAGCGGCAAUGAAAUAGGUCAAGCUUAUAUUGUUUCUCGUUCAACAUUUAAAAAUAACUCUGCAGAUCUUGGCGGAGCCAUUUAUAGCAAUAACAUAAAACUGAGCGUUAUAUCGUCCACUUUUAUGGAAAAUAUGGCAUCGACCACAGAAAUCCCAACAUCUUCUGUUCCUGUUUCAGGAAAUGGUGGAGGAUUAAAUAUACUUUGCCAAGAUUUCUGGACUUGCAGCUUUAAUAUCUCAUACAAUAAAUUCAUUGAAAACUAUGCCACUUAUAACGGAGGUGCCAUAAAUUGGCACGACAUUAUUCCAGUCUUAACUUGUAAUACUUUUACAAAUAACAGUGCUGCUUAUGCAGAUAAUGUAGCCUCUUUCGCAGUAAAAUUGAUGGCAGUAGACGAUAAUGGAUCAAUAGUCAGUUAUGAUAAAAGUUUUGCUUCUACUCCAACUGUUUUUUCAUUAUCAAAUGUAGCUCCUGGCCAAGCGUCUUCUCAAACUUUGAAAUUAGCACUAGUUGACUAUUAUGGAAAUAUUGUUGCUACUGAUAGUGCCAGCUCAGCAGAACUUCUAGCAGAAAAUUCUUCUGCAGUAAUACUUUCAGGAACGACUAGGGUGACUGCUUCUAAAGGUUUUUAUACUUUUGAUAAUUUUAUAGUCUCUGCUGAGCCUGGCUCUGAGAUUACUAUAAAAAUACCUUCAACUGGGAUAGAUGAAAGCAGCAGCAAAAAUAGCCAAAUUUUUUACGUUUCUGAAGUAAAUGUAAAUAUUACAUUAAGGAAAUGUGUAGUUGGAGAGGCUACAAUAGGUUUAAACUGCCAAGUCUGUGACAAAGGAAGCUAUAGCUUGAAUGGCUCGAGCACUCAAUGCAUAGAAUGCCCCAGUCAAGCAAAAUGCUAUGGGAACUGAACAAUGGUUCCUCGAGCAGGUUAUUGAAGAUCUUCCAAUAUGUCAAGCACUUUUUGGGCAUGUCCAAGAGAAUCAUCAUGCAAAGGGUCUCCUCGCCCACCAAAUUUAUCACUGACUGGUCUCUGCGAAAAAGGCUAUACAGGAAAUAUGUGCCAAGCAUGUGAAAAUGGAUAUUCUAUAAUAAGUGCAAAUACUUGUGGGAAAUGUCCAGGAGAGUUAUCUAACUCUUUUCGCAUAAUAGGUGUUAUAGCUGCUGCUAUUUUGCUAGGCGCUAUUAUGGUAAGAACCACCCGAAACUCGGCCUACAAACCAAAAUCCCUACAAUCAGUCUACAUAAAAAUUUUUGUGAAUUAUUUGCAGCUUGUGGUCCUUAUUACAACUUUUAAUUUAUCAUGGCCUGAUACAGUAUUAAAUAUAUUUUCUAUACAGACUAAUGCAGGAUCUGUAAGUGACGAAAUCUUUUCUUUUGACUGUUUUUUGAAUACCGGAAAAGACAAUAAAAAAGUGUAUUUCAAAAAAUUGAUGAUAAUGAGUUUGAUUCCUAUAAUGAUAGGCUGUGGGUCGUUUUUAUUCUGGACUUUUAUAAAAUGAUAUAGGAAGAGUUUUGAGUCGUUUUUCAAUGAUUUUAUAUCUACAGUCGUUAUUUUAUUAUUUUUAAUUCACCCAAAUUUGGUGAAAUCGAUGUUUUCUUCAUUUAGCUGCAGAGAAAUUGAGGCUGGAGAAUUUUGGCUUGUAGAUAAUCUUAAUAUAAGGUGCUGGGACGGCAAUCAUAUGUUUUAUAUUUUUACAGUGUCAAUACCAGCCAUUAUUGUGUGGGGAAUCGGAAUACCUACGAUUACUCUUUAUUUUUUAUUCAAAAAUAGAAGAAAGCUUGACACUUUGAGCAUUCGGCUGCGCUUUGGGUUCCUUUUUAAUGGCUAUAAAACCAAUGCAUUUUAUUGGGAAUUCUUGAUUUUAUAUAGAAAAAUCCUUAUAGUUUGCUGCUCCGUAUUUCUGCAAAACAUUUCUACAGAUAUCCAAGCAUUAACAGUCAUGGUUUUGCUACUCCUCUGUCUAAUAAUGCAAGCACAAAAUAAGCCAUAUGAUGGUAGAGCUUUAAAUCGUAUGGAAAUUAGAUCAAUCUUAGUUGCCACUAUCACAAUUUAUUGUGGACUUUACUAUCUUACAAAUAUUGUACAUUAAAAUGGGCGCGGUGAGCCAACCCACUUAAAUCCUGUGGCAGGCAUCCCACAAGUGUGUAGGGACCUCUAGAAAGGGAGGAUGGCGUUCGGGAUCUGUACUUGGCCAGUUUGGUAAAGCUCAAUGCCAAGAGCUGACUACAAAAUUUUUCCUUGGAGGGAAUGGUCCGAGAGUUGGAAGGGAUAUCCUGGGAGAGCUAGAUGCUAUUCAUGGCCAAUCUAGUUCUCCAGAGUGGAAUCAGGGGUUAUACCUUAACUUUUGGCUUCCUUUUGGCUGAGAGUCGACUAGAAAACUUUAACCCUUACUUAACUUAAUUAAGAUCAUCAAAAAUCUCCCGGUAGGCUCAACGGUCGAGCCAUAUUCACAUCUAUAACCUCCACUAAAAUAAGUAAAACCUAGCCUGACACACAUUACAGAGCACCAUCUCCCCACGUCGGGCAGGAGUCCCUUUGUAAAGUUGCGUGCGAAUUGGUGAGCAAGGCAAAGGGGUAUUGCAGGUGGAGGUAGUCCAUAAUGAAUUGCAAAGGAUUUUCAAUUUUUAAGCUAGUGCUAAUAUUAGCCAUCUUACAGAUGCUUUAGACGAAGCAACGAAGGUUGUCUUUUUUAUUGUCAUUAUCAUUGUUAACGCUUAUUUUAUUUAUUAUUGGGUACUAAAAAUGUUUGGAGCUGGAAUUCAGCUUCUCAGCAAUGUUGUGCCAUUUCUUAGGCGCAAGUUUACGAGAAAGGUUAUGGAUGGCUUUGAUGAUGGUUUGUUUGAGCAUAAAAAAAAUAGUCAUGUGGUAAUCAAAGGAGGAGAGAAGAUAUUUUCUAUUGUCAAAGACCGAUCUGCCCAAAUAGAAUCUGUGGAUUUUGACGUAAAUGAAGUUAUUGGUCAAAAUAUGAGGCAAAUAUUCAUGGGUGUGCUAAAAAGAAAUGCAUAAUUAAGUUAGAGCAUAGCUCGAUAUUUUCUGGUCUUUUUAUCUCUUGAUAUUUAAUUGUGAGGUUUGGCUUCCCCCAACUAUAAGGGAAGUAAGAGUCUGGUGGAAAAUUUUCUCUCAUAUUAGAGAGUUGCGCCUUGGGCACAAUAAAGCAUUGGGAUGCUAUGACGAAGCAAUUAAAACUUGUAGGGUAGGGAUAACCUUCUUCUUCAUAUUAGAGAACCGAAUCUUCCAGAGGGCACCACCUAUCCAAGGUGACUAACGGAUCCAAGUAGGUUAUACAGCUCAAAAAAAAGUCCUCGAAGCCCAAACUUCAAGAUUGGCGUCCUCAUUGUGAAACAAAGUCAAAGGAGCCCAUACUUUGGUGGUCGGAGCAAGAUGGCGUGAAUUUACCCCAGAGCAGUGUUGAAGGCAUCAGUAGCAGCAGGCAACCUGAUAGUGAACGUCAAACGAAAUCUUAAUAAAUUUAUCGUCAUUUUUAUUGCAUGUUAAAAAGAAAUGCGGAAAAUUGGGUCGAUAAACUUUAUUGUACCCCACAAGAUAGCGAAGAAAAACAGCAAGACGAAACAUUUUAUGAAAUUUCAAGAGUUGAAAAUGAAAAUGAACUUGAUAUAAAAGCAAAGGAUUUUAAAUAA
This is a messenger RNA of Blepharisma stoltei, 12621 nucleotides long. Lineage: Eukaryota; Ciliophora; Heterotrichea; Heterotrichida; Blepharismidae. The record is from the annotation of a GenBank genome assembly.